Messenger RNA from Racocetra fulgida, 384 nucleotides. Lineage: Eukaryota; Fungi; Glomeromycota; Glomeromycetes; Diversisporales; Gigasporaceae. The record is from the annotation of a GenBank genome assembly.
AUGCCUCGCAAUAUUCAAUUAAGUGACUUUGAAAAAGGACAAAUUAUUGGAAUGCAUAAACUUGGAGCUACAAAAAUUUUUAUCGCUACAGUACUAAAUCAGGAUCGUUCUGCAGUAUUUCGAUUUUUAACUCGAUAUGGAGAACAAGGAAAUAUUGAAACUGCCUUGCGUUCGGGAAGACCAUUGAUUAUGACUAAUAUGGAUGAACAAAAUCUUAUUAAUGCAACAAUCCGUUACAGAGAUCAGCCGCUUAAUGAAAUUUUAGCUAAUAAUGGUAUUAAUAUUUCACGAUCUAUAGCAAGAAGAAUCUUGCACAAGCAUGGAAUAUGGGGACGUAUUGCUGCUAAGAAGCCAGGUUUGACUCCAAGACAAGCAGAAGCAUGA